AUGGGACCCAUGAUGAUGGCCACUGCAUCCGAACCUGAACAACCGCCACAACAAAACGGACAUAACGAAUCACGCGAUUCACGAACAACGCUCGAAUUAACUAUAGACAAUCUCCUUACCAAAAUAUGGGAGAUAAUGGUGCAAUUAAAUGAUUAUAAUCCAGAAAAUAAAUGGGCAUUAUCUAAAAACUUGUCUGAAUUGGCUGAUCAAUUUGAUAAAAUACACAAGCUUCAAGAGAAAAUUAAACAUAUUGAGGUGCCAUUAGAAGUGAUAGAAUAUAUCGACGAAGGACGUAAUCCUGAUAAGUUUAUGGUAGAUUAUGUAGAUGAAGUGAUUAAGGAAAAUGAAUCAGUGAAUAUAAAAAACGAAGCAAUACAAAAUUUUUCAGAGUUACUUCUUGAACAGCUCCAGGAAUCAUUUCCAGAACAAACAGACUGUUAUAAACAAUAUCAAUCAAGCAAAUCUAAAAAAACAAAUGGACAUUAA
Molecule: messenger RNA, 486 nt
Organism: Funneliformis geosporum
Lineage: Eukaryota; Fungi; Glomeromycota; Glomeromycetes; Glomerales; Glomeraceae
Source: the annotation of a GenBank genome assembly